Messenger RNA from Durusdinium trenchii, 318 nucleotides. The record is from the annotation of a GenBank genome assembly. NCBI's taxonomy places the organism in Eukaryota, Dinophyceae, Suessiales, Symbiodiniaceae.
AUGGAAGCUUCAAGUUCUGCUCUGGCCAAAGGACGUGGAGAUUUCGCAGCCUUGGAGGGCUCCAAUGGCCAUGCCUUUCGAUGGUGGGGAAAUCUAUGCGAGCAUUAUGCUGAGCCAAACGGCACUGGCUGCACCCGUGUAAGCUUAGACUUUCGCUUGAUUCCUGGCCGUUUCUGGGCUGCAGCGGUUGCGUCCGGUGGCCUUCACGAGGCUGAGACGAAGCGCAAGCACCAUCAUGGCGGCAGCAUGUCCAUCGGAUCUUAUUACACUUGGAUUCGAACAGAGAUGAAACAGGAUUCCGCUGUCAGCACGGUCUAA